Messenger RNA from Penicillium vulpinum, 2502 nucleotides. RefSeq lists its product as uncharacterized. The record is from RefSeq and is a predicted model, not a curated record. Gene Ontology annotation, biological process: TORC2 signaling. Bases 1 to 2502 code for a protein of 833 amino acids. The transcript has a single exon. Lineage: Eukaryota; Fungi; Ascomycota; Eurotiomycetes; Eurotiales; Aspergillaceae. Gene Ontology annotation, cellular component: TORC2 complex.
AUGAAUCCUACCUUCCGAUCCCCUAACUCGCCUGAGCGUCAAGUACCUCCUGCCCCUCGCUACCCCCGAUCUCCCUCUGAUGACGAAGUGGAAGACGAUUCCGAUGAAGACGAAUUGGUUCGCCCUGGAUCCUCCGAUAGUGACGCCUCUUCUAAUGUGACCACCGUUUCUGCCGCUCCUAUCACUCCGAUCAAUACUCAACUCCCUCCCGGGAGUUACUUCCCUCCACAACCACGCUCGGCCACCUCACCUCAUCGCCCCAUGCCGAAUCCAACAGGGCGAAAGCCCUCCAGCCGGGGUCCCUCUCUCGAGUUACCCCGGCAUCGAUCACGGCAUCACUCGCAGGGGUUCUUUGAGCCUUCCUUGCCGACCACCUCCUCCGACCAGGUCCCUACCGUGUCAGCCUCCCGUAUCGCCGCCCAGGCAGCUAUGCAGCAGACAAAAAGGCAAAAUGCUAUAACCCAGAUAGAGGAUGGAUCUCGUCCCAGACGCAGUGGAAGCGGAAGCGUCUCGCCUCCUCCCGUGCCUGCUCCAUUGCGUGUCAAUCAACCCUCCCCCCAACCGCCUCCGUCACUAGGGAACGUGGCCACGACAGCUGCAAAUGUGGUCUUCCCGCGAGCUGGUGCUCCACCGGUGGAACAACAGCCCGAGAAACAAAAGAAGAAGAAGCUAUUCUCGAAGCCAAAACACAUCGGAAUCAGCAGUCAUAAGGAUCUGGGCAAGGACCGUGGUCUUCCCUCCCCAAGCAAGAUCAGUGGGUUAUCGCGUAUGGUCAGCAGCUCGACUACAAACCUGAACGACUUGUCCUCGAACAACUCGUCAAUGUACAAUCUGUCUAAUGCCUCCGUGAGCACAGUUGUCCCCGCAGAUCGCCCAUCGCUUCCAGAGAAGGAAAAGGAUAAGGACAAAGACAAGCACAAGCAUCAUUUCCUAUCGAGGCAGAAGCUCAAAUUAAAAGACCGCGUCGAUGACCACUUCAACCUCCCUCUAUCAUCGGCUUCGAGUAACUCUCGUCCGGCAGACCCCAAUGCGCCACAAUCUUUAUAUUCCUUUACACCUGCGUCUCCGGCUCCUGGAGCGACCUUUGGCAAGUCAGUCAGUGGGCUGGAUCUCCUGCAUGGUGGUCGAGCACUACGCGAGAAGAAAAAGGAAGAGAAGGCGCUGGCUGAGUCAGAGCAGAUGGAAUGGCUGGCCAAUAAUGCUGGCGGACCCACGACACCCGGUGGCUUCCCAGGCCCGUCUUCAGUUGGUAGUUCAGGGACAUUCCCUGAGUCUAUGCUCCGGGAGACCUUACAAGGGUUCGGGUUGAAUAACAUGACCCCAGAGGAUGCGUGGGACUUUCUUAAGGCGAAGUUGCUGGUCAUCUUCGACGGUGAAGACGUGCGCAUUGCCAUUGAAGAUCUCAAUAAGCUGGUGCUCGUUCAUUUGCAGCGUUGUGUGGUUAAGAGGGCUCCUGCGUCGAUUGUGAUAGACCUGCAAGAACUCCUACACACUGGAUUUGCGACUUUGAAUCACAGUUCGCUAGUUGGCCUCCCAGAUGAAAAGCUGGUCCCGCAUCUGGUUCAAGUUUGGCUUCUGGUGUUUGGCACGAUUCUACCCUUCAUCCAGGCUGUUUUUCUCCCCUUGGAUCUCGAGUUCAAGGGCUGUGGAUCCUUGAUGACUAGCCGAGAAGCCGGUGAAUUUUGGGGUGCACUGCCUGUUGGCGGGACACUAGAUGUGCGGAGUCUAGUCUUGAUUGCCUUCCGUGACUGCAUCAUCAUGAAUCGCUACGAUGCCCUCAAAGCAACCUUCUCCCGGCUCAGCCUAGACUCCAUUAACUCCGGAUUCCCAAUGCUUAGCGUCACAGCCAAGAGUACCGGCACUGGAGGCCGUCCUGGCACUGCAGCCUCGCUCGAUGCCGGCUUAGGUAGCUUCAACUCGCAGUCAUCCACGCUUCUCAGCACUAUCGCUGACAGUUGCUCAUCCGACGGCGUGAGCUCCCUGGCCAACCACCCACGUCCAACAAGCAGUGACUCUCGGAGUCGGGCUACCUCGAACACAUCUUCCAACGUGGACCCACUCUUCUUCCAGUCCAUUGCAUCGCCACCAACCUCCAACAACCGGCCUACCAUUAUCUACCGUGGCACAUCUACCGACUCAUCCCAUGUCAUCACAGAGACUGUCGGCCGCAUGCUGCAAUGUAUCAGCGUCCUGGCCAGCGUACAAACGGACGAUUCUGCCCAGGAGCGGAUCGAUAUUCUUAGCAAAUCUCUGAAACACAACUGGCUCGGCCGAGGCCGCACAGGCCGUGAUCGUCGUGGCUUUGUUGGUGCCAAGAUCCGACCUGUGAUGGUCGGCGGUCCCCCUGCUAUCGAUGAUGCAGAGUCACUCACUACGGCUGGUAUCAGCAUCGGUGCUAGUACUAGCACAGGUGGAUCCCGAGGUCGAGGUGACUCGUCCUCGUCAGAAUGGAGUUCUAAUGUUCCAGGGCCUAACGUGAGACGAGAACUGAGUGUUCUCUAG